AUCCGAACAAUAACAAUUACAAAUCCAAUCAUUAGAAGUAGUUGGGAAUUAUCGAGAGAUAACUUAAAAAUUGGAAAAUCAUUGGGGGCUGGAACCUUCGGAUUUGUAAGUAAAGCUUUAUUAAAUGGAACUGAAGUUGCUGUCAAACAGCAGAAUGACAGCACAAAAUUACUUAAAGAAGCCUUAUUAAUGAAGUUAUUAAAUCAUCGAAAUAUUCUGCAGUUUAUUGGUAAUUAUCAUAAUGAUAAUAAUAUUUUAAAAAACUCCCGGUUUAACCGUUAAAACAAAUGUUGGUGUUGGCAAUUUUGGGGUAAAAAAGACACUUUUAGAUUAUCGAUAUGAUUUUAAAGAAAUUCAUUUUUUGGGGUUUUUAUUUAUCCAAAUAAAUUUCGUUAAUUAGAUUUAAAUUCCGUUAGUUAUGAGAUUAUGUUUAUUAGAAGGAUGUCGUUGUGAUUAUUUAUAACGACACAUGUUUUUGGGGUAUGCUACAUGCAUGAUUAAAACAUACUUAUGUCAUGUCGAUAUAGUAGUGAAAAAUUGCUUAUAUUCUAUUCGGCAAGUUAAGGAGUACUUUUUUUUGAACAACCUGGCCCGUUCCCUGCUGGAUAGUAGUAGUACCAUUCCGCCAAAAUGCCAUUUACAUAUCUUUCCAUAAUCGUGCCUUUUUGGGGACUUUAUUUACACGAAAUUUGUUUUACUUAAUUUUAAAUUCACUUGCAUUUUAUUAAAUAUUUGACUUGAAAAUUAUUAAAUUUUAAUAAAUUUUGUUUUAAUUUUUGUUGCAAAAACAUUGAUUAUUUUUCUUAUUCUUAGCUUCUUUUUACUUUAUUAAUUUAGUUUUUAUAGUUUUAUAUUAUUUUAUUACAAAUGGCUUCAUCCGCUGAUCUCUCAGUAAAACAAAACCGGUCUUUUAUGCAAUUUGAUGCAAUGGAAAUGAAAAUAUAUACAUCAGAAGAAGUUAGGAAAAUUAGUGUAAUGGAAAUAACUAAAGCUGAUACUUUUGAUGAGGUAGGAUUUCCUACGCGUGGAGGCCUUUAUGAUCUUCGUCUGGGACCUUCUGAGGGCGUUUGUGAUACAUGUAGAUUGUCUGACAAUCAUUGUCCUGGGCAUUAUGGACAUAUUGAACUUGCAUUGCCUGUCUUUAAUCCACUUUUAUUUAGCUUUAUAAAUAAUAUAAUGAAGGCUACAUGUAUACAUUGCCAUCGGUUUACAAUUGACACAAAUUCCAUACCUACAAAAAUUUUAAUUGCAAAACUCCGAGCGAUAGAUUUUGGUUUUUCUGAAAUACUUGAAAGCAUUAGCGGCGAGAUUAAGAAUAGAAUUGUAAAUGGAGAAGCUAUAGGUGAAAAAAUUGAAUUAUUGGGAGAACAAGCAUUUCUUAGAGAAAUUGAUUCAAUCAUUGCAAAAUUAGCAAAUAUAGAUUCUGCCGAUUUUUUGAAUUCAAAAAAUUAUUUUAAUCAAAAUAUUUUGAGAAAUGAUUUAAAUGAAAAAGAAAUUUUGAUAAAAACUUUUUUAAAAGAAUUGUUAAAAAGAAAAACUCGAUGUCCAAUAUGUAAACGACCUAAUGGGUAUUUACGUAAUGAUUUUAAGAGAGCCUUUUUAUUGGAUUUUACGAAACAAACAAAUGCAGUGAAAGCUGGACGUUCUCUUCCAAAAAUAGAAAACAAAAGUUCACCAACUAAAGGACAUCCACAAUUACCCCAAGUUUCAAUUGAAGAUUUGAGACCUGAUUUGGGUAUUGGAGGAGGGAUGGAGUUUGAUAUAGAUUUUGAUAAAAAGUUUGGUUUAACAACUCCAAAAUCUAAAGUUUCUGAUAUUUCAUUUACAACAUCCUCACUUUGUGAUCAAUUAUUAGAUGCUCAAUUACAACAAAUAAUUAUUGGGAAAUGUGAUAAAUUAGCUUGGAGAGCAUCAGAAGUUAGAGAACAUUUUCGUCUAGUUUGGCAGAGAGAAGGAUUUUUAUUAAAACAUUUAUUUCCUUUAUUUAAUGAAAAAGAUGAGGGAUUUUGUUUUGGAAAUUUGCCUUCUAUUGACUCGCUUUUUAUUGAAACGGUGCUGGUUGAGCCUUCUCGUUUUCGCCCAAUUCGUUAUCUCAAUUCUGAAAAAUUUGAACAUUCUGUUACUUCUAAUUUAAGAAAACUUUUGGAAGCUAGUCAACUUAUUUUACUCAUCAAAAUGUAUAUAAAAACUGAUGGUAAAGAUAGUGGAAUUGCUGCAAAGGAAAUGAUUGAAAGUCGUGUACCAGGCAAAACAAUGAAUGAAAAACUUCAUAAUGCCUAUUUAGAAUUACAAAUGCGUGCAAAUGUAUUGUAUGACAAAGAUGCUAAUAGAUUGGACACAUCUGCUGGACAAGUUGGUUUAAGGCAAACAUUGGAAAAGAAAGAGGGACUUUUUCGAAUGCAUAUGAUGGGUAAACGUGUAAAUUAUGCUUGCCGUUCAGUUAUUACCCCAGACCCUUAUUUGGAUAUUGAUGAAAUUGGAAUACCUGAAUUAUUUGCAAGAAAGUUAACAUUUCCAGAGGCUUUGAAUGAUAGAAAUAUUUAUGCAAUGAAAGAAUUAGUUAAAAGAGGUCCUGAUAAACAUCCGGGAGCAAGUUUUAUUGAGGUAUCUGGAAAGCUUGGAAAGCCACCAAUGAGAUUAAUGCUAAAAUCUGGCCCAACUUUUGACAGAGAUCGAGGCUUUUAUUCUUCUCGACUUCAUGCUGGGAAUACUCAUAGUGUCCAUUCAAUGCCUGACGUUGUAUUACGGAGCCUUCAGAACGGCGAUAGAAUGUUAAUGAAUCGACAGCCUACUCUGCACAAACCUUCAAUAAUGGGUCAUCGAGUUCGUGUCUUACAUUCACAAAAAGCAUUAAGAAUGAAUUAUGCCCCUUGCAAAGCUUAUAACGCUGACUUUGACGGCGACGAAAUGAAUGGACAUUUUGUCCAAAAUCGUGUAGCACAAAGUGAAAUUGCUGAAUUAGCCGGUGUUGGGAGUAACUUUUUGGUUCCAAAAGAUGGCACUCCAAUCCUUGGACUUAUUCAAGAUCAUGUUGUUUCUGGUGUCUUGAUGACUCUUAGAGGACAAUUCUUUAAUAAAGAAGAUUUUAUGCAUCUUAUUCUCUCUGCAUUUUCUCAAUAUACAGAAUAUUUGUCAAUUCCGCCUCCGACAAUUAUUAAACCUCAAAAAUUGUGGAGUGGAAAACAGGUCAUAACAGCAAUUAUACAAAAUUGUUGCCCGUCUGAUAAACCCCAAAUAAAUUUAUCUGGAAAAGCAAAAACUCCCCUUACUUGUUGGAAAGCUAGAGAUCCAUUUACUGGAGAGGAAAUGAAUACACCAUCUUUUGAAAUGAGUGAAUCUAAUGUUAUUAUACGGAGAGGACAACUUCUUUGUGGCGUUUUAGAUAAAGCUCAUUAUGGAACAACACAAUUUGGAUUAAUUCAUUGCGUUUUCGAAUUGUAUGGACCCAAAGUUGCUAUAAAAAUGUUGAGCUGUUUUUCAAGAGUAUUUACCACUCAUUUACAGUUUCAUGGCUUUUCACUUGGCGUUUCUGAUAUUUUGGUUACCAAAAAAGCUGAUGCUCAAAGGAAGUCUUUAAUUGAAGAAUUGAGAUUCUGCGGGAAUUCUGUUGUUCAAAAAGCCUUUUCCUUACCAGAAGAUACUUCAUUUGAUAAAAUUAGAUAUACAUUGGCAUCAACUUAUAACCACCCAAGAGAUCGAGAAAUGGUUAAAAUGGUUGAUUUUUCAAUGAAGCAAGCAAUAAAUAAAUAUGCAGAACAAAUUAAUAGGUUUAUCUUGUUUUUAAAUAUCUUUUGGGGGAGGGGGAGACAUUCGGAACUUAAGCCCGUUGAUUUUAUUGCGGACGAUUCUCAUUAA
Messenger RNA from Meloidogyne enterolobii, 3855 nucleotides. The record is from the annotation of a GenBank genome assembly. Lineage: Eukaryota; Metazoa; Nematoda; Chromadorea; Rhabditida; Meloidogynidae.